CUUAAAUAGCCAGGCGGCGGACUACGCGCGCUCGGUCCCGGAGCCUGGAACCCGCGGGAGAAGGGCUCCGGAAGCCGUGCGUCCGGCCCGCCCUCGGCCCCGGGCGGCGCGGGGGGCGCACCAUGCCUGUCGACACCCCGGGGAAGCUGAGGGCCUCGCCGCGGGCGGGAGCGCCGGCCGGUGCCCGCCGGACCCCGGACCAGCCCCGGAGCGCGGCCGAGCACCGGAAGGUGGGGACCCGGCCGGACGCGGUUGGCAGGAGCGGGGGGGAGAGGGGAGCUGACGCCCGCGGGACUCAGCCGCUGCCGGCCCCGCAGUCCUCCAAGCCCGUCAUGGAGAAGCGGCGCCGCGCGCGCAUCAACGAGAGCCUCGCCCAGCUCCGGAGCCUCCUCCUGGACGCCCUCAGGAAAGAGAGCUCCCGCCGCUCGAAGCUGGAGAAGGCGGACAUCCUGGAGCUGACCGUGAAGCACCUGCAGAGCCUGCGGCGCGUGCAGGUGACAGCCGCCCUCCGCGCCGACCCGGCAGUCCUGGGCAAGUACCGCGCCGGCUUCCACGAGUGUCUGGCCGAGGUGAAUCGCUUCCUGGCCGGCUGCGAGGGCGUCCCGGCCGACGUGCGGUCCCGCCUGCUCGGCCAUCUGGCGACCUGCCUGGCCCGGCUGGGGCCCUCGCGCCGCCCGCUUCCACCGGCCCCCGCCGCCGAAGUUCUGGCGCCCGCGGUCUACGCGGGCCGCCCGCCACCGCCGGCCUUCGACGGCCCCUGCCCCUUGCCGCGCUCCGGGGCGGUCUUGGCGCCGCCCUUCCUGCCGGGCCGGACGGGGGCGCCCCUCGCCGCCCCCGGGGCCGCGGCUCAGGGCCGGGGCGCACCCUGGAGGCCGUGGCUGCGGUGAGGUCGCGGCCUCAGAACCCGCUGAGACUGUGCCAGAAAAUAUUUAUUUCCAGAGACCGCGUCGGGAGUUUUGUUUUGCCGUCUUCGUGAAGGGUCCAGUCCGGCAGAGGCCCAGCAGCGGGGUCGGCUGACGUCUUCGCGCGAGCGGGCAGGGCGGGCCGCGGGGGUUCUGCUCCCACCUGGGCCCGCAGGUGCCCGGCGCGCAGGUUCGGCCGGCCUUGCGUUUGCCUGUAUCUCACUGCGCUGGAGCCGCGACCCGCCUUGAAGUGGGGAGGAGGGUGUGUGUGAGAGGUCCCUCGGGAGGCUCAGGCAGGACGGUGGCAGUCAUCACGUUUUCCAGAACGUCUCCCAGUGCUGGGAAGCAGUCGUGCAGCGUCACUGGGCAUGUUCUUCCCCCACUCUCACUCUCGAGGACCCUGGAAGGUGGACACAUGUAUUUUCACACUGUUGUCUUGGUGCUGAGCUGUGGUGAGGGCUGACUGUCCCUGAAGCUUCGGUUCUGGCCUGUUCCACCUCCUGCCUUCUUGUGGCUCAGCACCAAGCUGCCUGUGCCCGCCCGUGCGUCGAGCCUGCCCCAGGCCAGUGUCUGCCCAGGAGAGGGGUGCCAGCAGGAGAGGGCAUCUGAGUCCCAGGGGCAGGGAACGGGGGCCAGCCCGACAAAGGGCACUUAGUGCUGGGGCUCUUCUCCUGCCAGAGUGCAGCCCUGCUGUGUGCCCCAUCCUGCCCUGAGAGGGGAGGUCCCCCUACAGUACGAAGGAACUGGCGUUGGUCCGGCCUAUGCAUCCGUCGUGAGCACCGGCUGUGUGUUCACCCUACAAUACAGCGAUCCUAGGUGGCGUUGGGCGUCGCCCCCCGUCCCCACUCCGGGAGUCGCUGUCUUGUGGUCCCAGGCCUCCCCCGGCUGCUGCUGGGGCUGUGCUCCAGGUGCGGUGAGGGGGUGGUCCAAGGCACGCAGCUGGGACUGCGGUGUCUCAUCCUGAGCCCUCCUGAGGCUGAGGCAAGAUCUGUGUCCCAACCACAGCCAAGUUCAUCUGAUGGUUGCCGGCCGCCUGCCUGGCCAGGGACCAUCACGGAGGAGGAGAGUGAAUCACUGCCGGGGCUGGCCUGCCCCUCCCCCAGUGGCCCAUCAGCUCCCGUGUCCGUGUCGUGUGCAAGGUUCACCUGCCCUCCUGGACUCAGCCGUGCACACCGGCAGGGCCUGCCACGUCCCACCAAGCCAGUUCCUCCCCGACCUCUAGCUGCCUGGUCCAUCUCCCUGAGUGUCCAGGGCCCAGGCCAGUGGUCCUGGACAGUUGCAGCCAUGCAGGGCAGGUGCCGCACCCUCUGCACACAGGCCCUGGGGAGGCUGGGAGAGCUGGGUCACCAGCAGGACUGUGGGGGAGUUGCUGCUGACCAGCCUGGGAGGCCCUCCCAGCAGGAGAAUUGUAGAGGGUCCAUUUCAGAAACCAAAGUUCAGCUUGGUUGGGGGAGGGGAACUGCUCAGGGAGGGCCUCAGUGCAGGAGGGGAGGGCCGGCGGCUUUGGGAUAUGAAGCUGGGUGGGUGGGUCCGUGGGUAGGGGGAGCGCCCCACCUGGUGGCCAGAGAGAGAAGGGCUGCCCGGGAAGGUCACCUGGAACUUGGGUCAUCACACUCUCCCUUCUCCAGGGAGAGGGUGGUGACAGCGCCAGACCAGACCGCCCCCCACCUCCGUCCCUGGGCCUUGCCCCCUCCCUUACUUCCUUACUUCCUGUUCCUGGUCAUCUGUUCUCAAGACGCUAUUGCCAAAGGGAUCUUUGCGCCGAGCGCCCUGUUAGCCCUCCAGGGACCUCAGGCUCUGAGGGAACCACACUGACCCUCAGACAGGCAAGCUCCUCCCGUCUCUAUCCCUUUGUACUCACCCCCCCGCCCCGUUCUCUCCCCACUUUCUCACCUGAGGCAGCCACCCCAGACCCCGAGGGCUCUGGAGGCCAGGGCCGUGUCUGUGUCACUCGCUCCUGUCCCCAGCACCUGCUUGGAACAGGAAGACGCUCAGGUCGGGCUCAGGCCAUACAGACCUCGUUAAUUAGCUUGGAUGAAAGAGGAGCCCGGAGGUUGGCAGAGGGUGUCGCCCUUGAUUAGAUUAGGGGCGUGUGAGGAAGCACAGCCGGGCCGAGGCUGGCUUCCCUCCCCAGGCUGCCCCUCAGCAGUAUCCUUGUCUGUGGGAGGAGCCCACACCCCUCUCCCCGCUCAGCCUGGACACCUGCCCCAGCCCCGGAGAGCUGGGCUGGGGUCUCCCCCUCAAAGCAGGGGCUCUUCCUCCUCCCACCCUCCCCUCUCUUCCGCCCAUUUCCUGCCCCCUCCCAUGCCUCAGAGGGGCUCUGGGUAAUUCCUCUGUGUCCCUCCACCCCUUUGGCUUGGCUUUUGUCUUGCAGACCUUCCCGGGACAAUAAUAGAGGAAGCAUCUUCUCCGGUGGCUGUGUCUUGCGGGUGGGGGGAGGGUGUGUGUGUGUGGGAGGGAUCAGAACUUCCUCCUCCUGCGGGGAGGGUGCGGCCAACUGAUCAUUUCUCCUCCACUGGCGGGUGGGGCCUCAUUCAUCUGUGGCCUCCUUCCAGCCCAGUUCCUGGCAGGGACCAAGGGUCAAUAAAUGUUUGCUGAGUUCAUGUGCAAGGUCAGGUGAUCUGCCUGCCUCUGUGGGUGUCUCAGCCCUGUGGAGCCCUGUGAUGCUGGGCCCCUCUGUCUUGCCUGUGGGGUCAGGGCUUGGGGACCAGACAAUGACAGCAAGUCAUAGGUGUUUGAAAUCUGGAGAAAGAAUUAGUCCUCAUGGUGACAGAAGUCGGCCUGGCCAGGCCCAUGAAACCAGUCACUUGGGAAUUUGGGGUGGGGCAGGGCCUGGGGCUGCUUGGAGCCCUGGCUUGUGAGAGGUGAGGGCUUAGCUCCCCCACCAGAACUCCUGUGGUUGCCCGAGUAUCUCUAGGCCCCAGCAGCCUCUUCCCCUCCCCUGGCACGCACUGGCAUGCCCUGGCUCCAGGACCUGCUCCCUUUUCCCGAGGAAGAAGCUGAGCCCAGAGGGUUCUGCAGCUGGGCCUGGCUACUCUCUGCUCCAUGGAGCCCUGGGGACCAUACCCAUCCUAGGAUGCACCCUUGGGCAAGGAAAGAGGCCCUGGGGCUGAUGGCCUCCCAGGAGGCCCCCAAGAGCCCCCACCUGGUAUUCAGCCUUGUAAACGUCCCGAGGUUGACCUGCGUGACCAGUGAGGUCCUGUAGAAGAUGAGGUUGCAGGGGCACCCUGGCCUACCUCUUUGUCUCUCACAUUCUCCACUCUGAGGGAGGCCAGCUGUUCUUUGCUGUGGAGAGGCCAACAGAGUGUGGUGUUUAGAAGCAGAUCCUCCAGCCCUGUCGAGCCUUCAGAUGAGACCCCAGCCACUGCUGACAUCUCAAGGGCAACCUUGAGAGUCUGAGAGCCAGAACCACCCAGCUGAGCGGCUCCUCGACUCCUAUCCCUCAGAAACUGUGCGAGAUAAUAAAUGUCUGUUGUUUUAAA
Molecule: messenger RNA, 4384 nt
Organism: Balaenoptera ricei (Rice's whale)
Lineage: Eukaryota; Metazoa; Chordata; Mammalia; Artiodactyla; Balaenopteridae
Gene: HES4
Product: hes family bHLH transcription factor 4
Exons: 3
Coding region: 123-887 (254 amino acids)
Biological process (GO): regulation of transcription by RNA polymerase II; anterior/posterior pattern specification
Cellular component (GO): nucleus
Molecular function (GO): RNA polymerase II cis-regulatory region sequence-specific DNA binding; protein dimerization activity; DNA-binding transcription factor activity, RNA polymerase II-specific
Source: RefSeq, a predicted model, not a curated record